AUGGCGCCGCGCGCCGUCCAGGCCCUGCUGACUGCCACCUCCCUCCUGUCCUCUCCCCCCUCCUCCUCUGCUCCUAGUUUCCACCCCAGCCCUGCACGGCUGCCGGGGGUUCACUGCCCCCGGACCCGACCCCGGCUCCCGCGCCAGAGCCGCGUGUCGCCUCCGGGCCCUUCCUCCCCUGCCCUGCGCGGCCGCCGCGGGUUCACUGGCUCCGGCCCCGACCCCGGCUCGCGCGCCGACGCCGCACCACCACCCGCCCCCGCUGAGCCCGCUGCCUCCGACGGUGAGGCCAUCAACACGGGUGGCACCUAG
Messenger RNA from Miscanthus lutarioriparius, 312 nucleotides. The record is from the annotation of a GenBank genome assembly. Lineage: Eukaryota; Viridiplantae; Streptophyta; Magnoliopsida; Poales; Poaceae.